This is a messenger RNA of Purpureocillium lilacinum, 2421 nucleotides long. RefSeq lists its product as uncharacterized. NCBI's taxonomy places the organism in Eukaryota, Fungi, Ascomycota, Sordariomycetes, Hypocreales, Ophiocordycipitaceae. The record is from RefSeq and is a predicted model, not a curated record. Gene Ontology annotation, cellular component: spindle; microtubule plus-end; nucleus. Gene Ontology annotation, biological process: nuclear migration involved in conjugation with cellular fusion; cytoplasmic microtubule organization; establishment of mitotic spindle orientation. Gene Ontology annotation, molecular function: microtubule plus-end binding.
AUGGCGCCAACAGCCACCGCUACCACCACCACUGCGAUACAUAAUCAUAAUAUCGGCAGCGCGAGGCCACCUUUCGCACGCUCCUUGCGCAAGCCUGCGGGUUCAGCAUCCACGCCCGACCUCAACGCCCUCUACGUUGCUCAGUCGAGACUCGUACCCCCCGGCCUAGCUUUGUCGCGCAAGACUUCCCUCGCGGCUCUCACUCCUAGCUCGCUCGCCAGCAUCCCCGAUGUCAGUGAGAGCUACGCCCUCGACUCUGUUUUAAGCGACGCAACGCGCAGCAUGGUCCCUCAGAGCCCGGGACGGCUCUCGGCCGAAGACCUCGCCGUCGGCGACACGGUCGACGUGCCUGGCGGUAUGCACGGCGUUGUGCGCUUUAUUGGCAGUGUCCAAGGGAAAAAGGGAACCUUUGCUGGGGUAGAGCUGCACUCUGAUUUUGCGGCCAGGGGCAAGAACAGCGGCGAUGUGGAUGGGAUUUCGUACUUCGCGACAAUCGCGCCCGGUGCCGGCAUCUUCGUCCCCCUCACCAAAACGGCCCGACGCGGCGCACCCACGACCUCAUAUCCGGCAACACCGAGCGCGAACGGUCUGAGGAAUGGAACUCCGGCGACGUCCUUUACGCCUCCGACUCCCAGCCUGCCAAAAUUCAGCGCUUCCGUCGGCCCUGGCGUCAGGGCUGCCAGCCCGCAACUCAAGAAGCCGCGCACGUCACUGCCUCGCCCUGACUCUCCUGCUCGACGGAUGCAGAUGACACCAGGACCCCGGCCAUCAAUAGGGACACCUGCCAGGGUGCCCUCAAGGUAUGGGAGCCCGACGAACAAGUUUGCUCAAAGCGUUCGCGGCACAGCCGGAGAUCCUAGCAAAAGGCUGCCAGCCCUCGAAGUCAAGCCCAACAUUGGCCCUCGCAGCGCGUCUGCCCUGGGCUCUGUUCACGGGCUUGACGACGAUGCGACACCGACUGGCCUACAGCGAACGAAGACCAACGGUAGCUCCGGCUCAAUCUCCUCAUUCAACCUGAAGUUGCAACGCCCAGCGUCGCGCGCCGCUGCGGCGCAGGAGGAGGAAAUAGACCGCUUGCGUUCGCAGCUCGAGGAUCGUGACCGACAGCUCAGGGACCAGUCAUCCACCUUGGCUGAGAUGGAGAGCAGCUUGACUGAACUGCAAGGGCUCAUUGAGAACCCAGAAGGACCCAGGCCACGGCGUAACAGCAUCGACGACAAGGACUCGGCGCAGCUUCGGCACAUGCUACGCGAGAAGAACGAAAAGAUCGCGAUCCUCACCGCAGAAUUUGACGCCCAUCGCGCCGACUUUCGAAGCACUAUUGACACACUCGAAAUGGCUAGCACCGAGACAGAAAGGGUGUACGAGAAACGGAUAGAGGAACUCAUGGCUGAACUCCACGAGCUGGAAUCUAGGAAUCUGGACGUUGACUCGGUGGCGAGUCAGCUGAAACAGUUGGAGGAGCUCGUGCAGGAGCUCGAAGAGGGCUUGGAGGACGCCCGUCGCGGCGAAGCCGAGGCACGCGGAGAGGCCGAGUUCCUGCGAGGAGAAGUGGAGAGAACUCGGACUGAGCUGCGACGUGAACGCGACAAGGGUGGGCUCGGUGGUAGCACGAACGGGGAUGCUGCUGCCAUCUCGAAGGAGCUGGAGCAGAAGGAAGAUGAGAUCCGUGGUCUCAAGGCUAUCAUUCACUCUCUCAGCCGAGACUCCAUCCCGGGCGGCGAUGGACCAGCCCGGCCCACCUCCCACGACUCAGCCGAUCACAACAUUACCCGGGAUAAUCUGGAGCGCCAAAUCACGGAGUUGCAAGCGCUCCUGGAGCAGAAGGCUAUCAAGGAAGAAGAGCUGGAGCAGGAGCUCGACGUGCUACGUGGCGGCGCUGGCGGCCUAGCGAAUCCCAUGUCUAAUCAGCGCUCGUCGCUGAGAGACUCGCGGGACACGGUGAUUCCAGUCCGAACCCACGAGCCGCGAUCACCCCAAGCCACGCACAAGAGAGGCAGCACGCUGGACACGAUGCAUGAGAGCGACACCUACUCGACCGCCACGGAGACUAGCACUCUCUGGUGCGAGAUCUGUGAGACGAGUGGCCAUGACAUCCUCACUUGCACCAACAUGUUCGACCCCGAGGCUGUUAAGACCGCGAGCGAGUUCAAGACCAGCAACGGCAUCGUGGGGGAUGGGCUGAAGCCUCAAGCUCCUCUUGGUGCUGACGAUGCGCUCCCGGCGCCCCUCUCCCCUGCCAAGUCCAAGGCGCCUAGUCUGGCGGCAGCAACUCCGCCGGUCAAAAUCUUGCCUAACCCUAUGGAGUCGGGGCCAGUAGCUGGGAAAGAGAGUGGCGUGAUGGACCCUGAGAAGUGGUGCGCGGUGUGCGAGCGAGACGGCCAUGACAGCGUUGACUGUCCAUUUGAGGACGCUUUCUAG